Messenger RNA from Xenopus laevis (African clawed frog), 2413 nucleotides. It is a transcript of the gene pdia4.L, whose product is annotated as protein disulfide isomerase family A member 4 L homeolog. Gene Ontology annotation, biological process: response to endoplasmic reticulum stress; cell redox homeostasis; protein folding. Gene Ontology annotation, molecular function: protein disulfide isomerase activity; catalytic activity, acting on a protein. Gene Ontology annotation, cellular component: endoplasmic reticulum; melanosome; endoplasmic reticulum lumen. The record is from RefSeq and is marked provisional. NCBI's taxonomy places the organism in Eukaryota, Metazoa, Chordata, Amphibia, Anura, Pipidae.
GAUAAGUGAAUGGGUGUUUCGGAAGUGCGUUUUGAGUGCGAUAUGGAGAAGAAGGCUUAUCUUUUGUUGCUUCUAUUGGGGUUAGCGCAUGUCGCUAUCGUUACCUGUGAUCAGGAGGAGAAAGACCCAAAGGAACACCACAACAAUGUGGAUGCCAAUGAGGAUGAAGCAGAAGUGGAGGAUGAAACACAAGUGAAGGAUGAAAAUGGCGUUUUGGUGCUGACUGAUGCAAACUUUGACAUUUUUGUUACUGACAAAGACAUAGUACUUCUAGAAUUUUAUGCACCCUGGUGUGGACACUGCAAGCAGUUUGCUCCAGAAUAUGAAAAGAUUGCCAGUGCUCUGAACCAAAAUGACCCUCCGGUUCCAGUUGCAAAAAUUGAUGCCACGGUAGCAACUAAUAUUGCCGGUAGAUAUGACAUUAGUGGGUAUCCUACAAUCAAGAUCUUAAAGAAAGGCCAACCCAUUGAUUACGAUGGUGCAAGAACACAGGAAGCACUUGUGGCAAAAGUAAAAGAAAUUGCCCAACCUGAUUGGAAGCCACCUCCUGAAGCAACCAUUGUAUUGACCACAGACAACUUUGAUGAAGUAGUUAACAAUGCAGACAUCAUACUGGUUGAAUUUUAUGCACCUUGGUGUGGACAUUGUAAAAAGCUUGCACCAGAAUAUGAGAAGGCAGCACAAGAGCUUAGUAAACGUUCCCCACCCAUACCAUUGGCAAAGGUUGAUGCAACUGUUGAAAGUAGCUUGGGGAGUAAAUAUGGAGUCACUGGCUUUCCCACGCUGAAGAUUUUCCGCAAAGGCAAGGCUUUUGAUUACAAUGGACCAAGAGAAAAAUACGGUAUUGUUGACUAUAUGACUGAGCAGGCUGGCCCACCGUCAAAACAGAUCCAAGCUGUCAAGCAGGUGCAUGAAUUCUUUAGAGAUGGAGAUGAUGUUGGUGUUCUUGGUGUUUUUAGUGGCGAGGAAGACCAUGCUUACCAGCUUUACCAAGAUGCAGCAAACAGUUUAAGAGAGGAUUAUAAAUUUUACCACACAUUCAGCUCAGAAAUUUUUAACUCUCUAAAAGUUUCACCUGGUCAGCUAGUAGUCAUGCAGCCUGAAAAAUUUCAAUCAAAAUAUGAGGCAAAGAAGUACAUUCUUAACUUCAAAGACUCUACCACUGCUGAUGAUAUUAAGCAACACAUUACAGAACAUUCCUUACCUUUGGUUGGACAUAGGAAGAGCUCGAAUGAAGCCAAAAGAUAUUCAAAGCGUCCCCUUGUUGUUGUCUACUACAGUGUGGAUUUCAGUUUUGAUUAUCGGACUGCUACCCAGUAUUGGCGAAGUAAAGUCUUGGAGGUUGCAAAAGAUUUUUCAGAGUAUACAUUUGCAAUUGCCAAUGAAGAUGAUUAUACAUCUGAACUGAAAGAUUUGGGUUUAAGUGACAGUGGAGAAGAAGUUAAUGUUGCCAUUUUUGAUGCCAGUGGAAAGAAGUAUGCCAAAGAACCCGAAGAAUUGGAUUCUGAUGGACUUAGAGACUUUGUAACAGCAUUUAAGAAAGGAAAGCUGAAGCCUAUAAUAAAGUCACAACCUGUGCCAAAGAAUAACAAAGGCCCUGUUAAAGUUGUAGUUGGAAAAACCUUUGACCAGAUUGUAAUGGAUCCAGAGUCUGAUGUUCUCAUAGAGUUCUAUGCUCCUUGGUGUGGGCACUGCAAGUCAUUGGAGCCUAUUUACAAUGAUCUGGGUAAAAAAUACAGAUCAACACAGGGCCUUAUUAUUGCAAAAAUGGAUGCCACUGCCAAUGACAUUUCCAGUGACAAGUACAAAGUGGAAGGAUUCCCUACAAUAUAUUUUGCACCCCAGAAUAAUAAACAAAACCCAAUUAAGUUUUCAGGAGGUAACAGAGAUUUGGAAGGCUUUAGCAAGUUUAUUGAAGAACAUGCAGUUAAACUAAAGAGAAAGGAUGAGCUCUGAAGAAGAUUGGAACAUUUUUUUUUUGUCAAAGUGGAAGGUCAUCUUAGAAUUACCUUAAAAUAUGAGGUUGUCAAUCGUAUUCUGAGACAGUUUUAUUUUACUGUUCAAAAAUGGACAGAUGCAUACCAAUAAGUUUACAUAACUUAAAGAUGGAAUGCUGAAUAUCUUAGAAUACCAUUAUGUACUUACUUCAUACUGCAGUUAUUUUCAAGACAUACUUCCACUUUAAAUAUUCUUUUACUUGGGCCAACAUCAUUUUAAGUUAAUGAGCACUUUAUAAGUGGGUGAGACAACAUUUUACACUGUUGGAGUUUUUCUGUAAAGUUACUGACAUUCUUGUUUCCUAAAAAGAAAGUACAUUUUUGUAAAAUUGUGGACUUUAUUUCUUUCAGCUGACCGUACACUGCUGUCAGCAGCAGAAUAUUGCUUUAAAAACAAUAAAGAAAGAGUCUUAAAA